Molecule: messenger RNA, 962 nt
Organism: Solanum verrucosum
Lineage: Eukaryota; Viridiplantae; Streptophyta; Magnoliopsida; Solanales; Solanaceae
Product: protein IN2-1 homolog B-like
Exons: 9
Coding region: 57-962 (301 amino acids)
Molecular function (GO): glutathione transferase activity
Source: RefSeq, a predicted model, not a curated record
GAAGAUAAGGAGUACUACGCAUUAACGAACCAAAUUACCAAAACCUAAAGGAGAAAAUGGCAGCUUCGAGCAUUGGGUAUCAAAUUCAUAUUAAUGUCAAUUCUCCAAUUCUUCUUCCUUUGAGAACCAAUUUCAGUUCACUCUCUUUCACUUUCUCUAAUGCUAAAUACCCAUUAAAAUGGAAUCACAUUGGCUGCCCCAAAAUGUGUGCUCUACCAGCUGUUUCAAUAAUGGCUUCUGGAAGUUCCAGAGAGAUGCUUCCUCCUGCCCUUGAUUCCUCUUCAGAGCCACCAUCAAUCUUUGAUGGAACUCCAAAGCUUUAUAUCUCUUACUCAUGCCCAUAUGCCCAACGUACGUGGAUUGCUAGAAAUUGUAAGGGGCUGCAGGAAGAGAUUAAGUUGGUUCCUAUUGAUCUAAAGAACAGGCCAGAUUGGUAUAAGGAGAAGGUUUAUCCAGCUAAUAAGGUACCAUCACUGGAACACAACAAUGAAGUUAAGGGAGAGAGUAUGGAUCUCAUUAGAUAUAUUGACAGUAACUUUGAAGGACCUUCACUUUUCCCUGAUGAUCCUUCCAAGAGAGAAUUCGCAGAAGAAUUGUUCUCCUACUUUGACUCCUUUUACAAAGCUGUAAUUUCGUCUUUGAAGGAAGACAAAAUAAAUGAUGCCAUUGCAGCAUUUGAUUCCAUUGAGACUGCUCUUUCCAAGUUUGUUGAUGGAUCUUUCUUCCUUGGUUCAUUAAGUCUGGUGGAUAUAGCUUACGCGCCAUUCAUUGAAAGAUUCCAGCCCUUCUUGCUCGAGGUAAAAAACUAUGACAUUACAACAGGCAGGACAAAACUUGCAGCAUGGAUCAAGGAGAUGAACCAAAUUGAAGGUUAUACAGUAACUAAACGUGACCCAAAGGAGCACCUGGAGAACUAUAAAAGACGUUUCUUGGUAUAUUGCUUGUCUACUGUUUUUAUUUGA